ACGACCACACACGGUAGUCGUUGGCAGAGGGGGUGGAGCGCGGAGGGCCGAGCGUCGGCGGGUGGUUGUCCGUACUGGACCGUUGGGUUGCGGGCGAGAUGCGGAGCGGGACGUCGACGUGCGCAGGACGGCAGACGGAGCCGCUUUGGGCAGCGCAGGCUGCAAUGGUCAAAUUUCAAACGGAAGCCUGGCGUGUUCGUCGCCUUCUGUGGUGGUUGUCCGCAUAUGAAGGUCGAGCAUCCCUGUCCCGGGCAUGUCGGAACACAGAUCUGCAGUGGUCACGUGCGAGGGCGGCUGCAAAAGUGAAUUUCAUGGCUGACGUGCGGAGGAGAUUGCCUCUGCUGACGGUGCGCGCAGGCGGGUCGGCUCCCGACGAAGGGGGCGAGUUCACGUCAUUGCUGCAUCAAGGCUUGCGGGACGACGACGGCGGAGGAGUUGAUCUGAGGUUCGGGUUGUAUUCUGGCGGCGGCAGGGAGGCGAGCCGUACGUUCAUCAUCGAUGGAGAUCGUUCGGCACGUGGCGUUGAGCAUGGUGGAAGUCUGCAUACGGAACAGUCCACACUUCGUCGCGCUGCACUCGUGACUGGCGCGGUCGGGCCAUCGCCAGCGGGACGGCAGCAUGGAUCGACUGCUCCGUCCGUCGAUCGAUUGACACCGACCUGGCCCGCACCCCCCAGGGUGGCAGGAGGGCCCCUGCGCAUGGGCGGUGCACGUUCGCUGAUCAUGAUGCUUGCGUGCACGACACCGAUCGAAUCUGGAGUGAGGGAGGAGGGAACGUGCAGAGCGCCGGUAUGUCCACGACCCACUGUUGACAACAUAACACGUGGAGUGUCGAACAUGCGGGCACACAGCGAUGGAGGCGAAGAGGACGUUGGAUUCGGUGACGACGCAGACGAAGGGAUGAGGGAAGACGUGGAAGCGGGGGACGACGACAACGACGUUCCGAUUCGGCCUUUGGGGAAGAUGGCUGGGAGGGGGAGAGGACGUGGCAGAGGUGGUGUCCGUGGUCGAUCCGUUGGCCGUGGAGGCAGAGGUGGCGUAAGUGACGACGCCGGGAAGUCUCCGACGUACUGGUCUGUAGAAGACCAAAUGCUCCUGGUGCGAUGCAAGCGGGAGCAAGAUAUGCACCUCGCCGACUUGUCUCACAAUUACGGGCGGAUGAAGACGAAAGAGUGGAAGUGGGAGGACAUGUCAAAGCGGAUGGCGAAUGCGGGGAGGCUGAAGGACGUUGACGACUGCAUGAAGAAGUGGGACAAUCUGUUCCAGAACUACAAGAAAAUUCAGAGGUUUCAGAAUGCCAGCGGGCGGCCAGAUUUUUUCAGGCUGACGAACGAAGAGAGGAAGGAGCACAACUUCAAGUUCCGGAUGGACAGGGCGAUGUACAACGAGAUCCACGCAGGCAUGGUGGGGAACCACACGAUUUUCCCUCCCAACGUUGCCGACACCGGCAGUCCGGAUGGGGUGCAACUGCCCAGGCGAGGAGCGGGUGGCGGGAAGUCUGUUUGUAGCGAGGCGGCCGGUGAAGGCUGCCCUGACGACCCUUCUUCUGCGAGGGAGUCCGACAACAACGUAGGCAGCGGGGCGGGAGGCGGGAAGCGGAAGAAUGCGCGUCAGCAGGCAUUCGAGUCCAUCUCUGAUGUCAUGGAACGCCAUGGCGCACUGAUGUCGUCGACGAUCGAAUCGUCUAGCAAGCGGCAAUGCAGCAUCUUCACGAGGCAAUGCGACAUAUUGGAGCAGGAAGUUGCCGUCCAAAAAGCGCACUAUGCGGCUUCCGAUGAGACGCAGAGGAUGAUGUGCCAAGCAUUGUUGGAGAUCGCUGCCGGGAAAGGUCGGCGGCACGUCUCGAAGGCGAAGAGGCUACGUUUGGAUGACGCGUCAGCAAACGCGCCGCGUCGUGGGGCGCGAGGUUGGGCGCAGGCCGCGGAAGAGGUCUACGACGAUGAUUUCAUGACGGAGGACGAUCAAGGCGAGGCGACGACGUCUGCAGGACGGGAGGGUGCCAGGCAGCGUACUCUGGAUCAGAGCACUUCGAAGAGGAUGUCAACCCCUCCGCCGGAGGCGCAGCAGCUGCGAGUCCGCGAAACGUGGAAAGAGAAGGGUGCUGUGGUGGACCUUGGCGGCGAAGACGACGAGCCUUUGGAAAAACGUCGCCUGCGCAGUGCCACACAAGCGACCACAAUGGCGGUGUCGACGGCUCGCGCAGCGGAGGACGAAAGGCCGAUCACAGGUGCACUGCCCUGCACGCCGUCUCAGCCGCGUCAGCGCAACGACGGUGGUGACGGUGUUGUCCCUCCCGUUCCGGCGGCGAAAGAGGAGGCUGCAAUUCCGACGACGGUGAGAGAGGAGGGUCGUGGACAGAACACGAACCAACGGGAUGGAGGUGAGGGCGCUUCAAGCCGGGCACGCAAGGGAGUCAUUACGAAAGACCUUAUCAACCGUGCGCUUCUUUGGGUGGAUGACAAAUGUUUCUGGACGACGGGUGAGGGACGCAGACUUUACAACAUCGUCGACGAAACCAAAGAGUACUUUGUCGCCAUCGCCAGCAGCCUUCCGCCACCUGAACUUCCGCUGAGCGUUGUCGUCCCCAAAUCCAGCACAAGGGUGGCGAGGAUCGCAAACCAAUCACAUCUCCAGCAAGCGAUCUCCCGUGCGGCGGCGGUGGAGAAUAUAGCUCUCCGCAUCUUGCACGGCUCGGUUUUCAAGUCCAGGAACCGCCCAAGGGGGUACCACCUUGCUUUCCAGUACUCGUUGGAGUCCGUAGUGACGGACAUUGCGCGUGCAAUGUGGUACGGCGAGGAGUGGUGCAACGUCGUCAGCGCGCCGAUCUGCGCCCACAUGAUAGAUCUUAACGUGGACCUUCCACUGUGGUACGCUGGUGCGAAUAUCGAGGACAGACCUGAGGACGACGACAUGGCUGCGUACCAGGAGUCCACCGUCAUCAGCAUCGCGCAUUCGUUCCGCGCGGCGGUGCAAAUGGGCACUCACAUCGACGGCGAUUUCAUCUCCUACGAGCGUCUAUGUCGGGUGGCUGACUGCUUCAGGCUGUUGCUGGCGGCGUCCAUGUGGAUUAUGCGCAUGGCAGGAGACGAUCUGCGCAGUCACUAUGAAGCAUUUUACUUUGCGGAUCUCUUCGUCAGGCCGACACUAAUCGCCUCCAUGCAUCGGUCCUUCGAUCAUCGACGAUCCGUCAUCCGCGCUGCGAACGUCGUCACGGAGAGGCUUGGGAAGGUGAAAGCUACGCUCGGAGUGUACCUCAACUACAUCCCUGAUUGGGCACCAUGCGACAUCGGAUUUGCGCACGACGUGACCAUCARGGGGCCGGAGGAUGGGAAGAGGCUGGAUUGGUUGGGUUCGGGCCCCGCCGAUGAUGACAUCAAAGGCGAAGGAAAAAGCGAUGCAUAAGGCGGGCUGUUAUGCGGGGGGAGAGCGGGGAGACAACGCUUCUAAGAACGAAGGCGUAUGUACGCGUGGCGAGACGUG
Molecule: messenger RNA, 3479 nt
Organism: Chara braunii
Lineage: Eukaryota; Viridiplantae; Streptophyta; Charophyceae; Charales; Characeae
Source: the annotation of a GenBank genome assembly